GUGGCAGACGGCAUAACCCAGCUGAGUUUUUCGUCUGCAUUUCUGUGAAGUCUAACUGAAAAUUAUGUGCACAAUUUCACAUUCCUUUCAGUACAAAAUCAGAAAAAGAGAAGAAUGGUUACACGUGAAAGUAUUCUCCGCUCAUCUUUAGGGGCAGUUCGCCGAGCUUUUUUGUCGUGCAACAUUGUUGUUUGUGUUGUGUGUUUCUUUGCGUUUUCGAGCUCCAAGAACGUUGACUGUGUUGACGAACCACCAGCCAUGCCAGCGGGCCACUUGAAACCGCUCGGGUGGCACCGGGUAGCUGAGGCCGGUGUAGACACCGUACAGUUUGUGCCAGAGCCAGGUGUUUUCUUCGAAGACUAUGUGCGGAAAGGGCGACCUUUGUUGAUGAAAGGGGCUGCAAGAAGUAUGAAAGCUUUCAAACUUUGGAAUGAUGAAUAUAUGAGAGCUGCGUUUGGUGAUGUAGAAGUGGAGGUGGAAGAAGGAAAGAAGGAGAAUCGUUCAAGGGGUCUGUGGGCAAUGAGACUUGAUGAAUUCCUCGAUGAAUACCAGCUGGGGGACAUGUACAUGGUGGCCAGUGUGCCAAGGGAGAUGGCGGGCGAGGUGGAACUGUUGAGCUGCAUGCUUUGUGGUGGUUUCACCAAGAACCUGCAGGAUGCUGUCAUAUGGUUCAGCAGUGGUGAUACCAAGUCGGUUCUGCACUUUGAUGCUCUAGAUAACAUCAACUGUGUCAUGGAUGGACGGAAGGAGUUUUUCUUAGUAGACAAGAAUGAUAAAGCCAACGUCUUCAUUGACCAUCCAGAGGGUUCCUUCAGCGGUGUGGACGUGGAUAAAGUUGACAUGUACAAGUACCCAGGACUUAGCCAGGUGCCAUGGUACAAUGUCACCAUGCAGCCAGGAGACUGUUUCUUCAUUCCUUACAGGUGGUUCCAUCAAGUUCGUUCUGCGGCAGGACGCAGCCUGGCCAUCAACAUUUGGUUUGUACACCUCCUGCAGUUCAACUCCAGUGACUGUAAGGCCAAAGGCAAGUUGCCCGACUUUGAACCUUUGGCGCAGUUUGAGCUGGCAUCAGACUCAGAACAGCUCAGAGGUGAAAUAGCCAACUUCAUUGACGAACUUGACGAUGCAGAACUUCACAUUGAAGACCUUUCUAAACUUGCUGCUGACUUGGAAAUAUCGGACCAGGAGUCACUGAAAGUGUUUCAAACUCUGGACCAGGACAAGGAUGGUGGAGUCACCAUAGAUGAGGUCUACUCAUGCAAUAUGAACAAUGUCCAAGCCCAAGCUCCGGGAUUAGCAACGAGGGACACAGAUGGGGAGAAAUUUGAUGAUAACCAUGAUGAGUUAUGACCUCCACUUCUGUUGACUGCAGUUUGCCCAGACAUCACUGAAAUAAUGGGUUUCAUUGGCGUGUAAGUCUAUGAACUGCAAUGCCUUCCAAAGAUUUUGUACAAACAGGGUAUAUAUGAAUAUACCGGUAAUGUUUUUUUUUUGCUACAAGUAAUGCUAAUGUGUUCAGAUGCUUGAAGGCAGUACAUGUAUGUAACAGAACAGGUAGCUCAUUCAUAAGAAGCGAGUACAUGUAAGAACAGGAAGUUGCCCUAACUACCCAAGUUUCAGCACUGUUCAGAGACAUGAACAUAUAUACUACAGUUCUCUGUCUUUUUUUGGUUUCCUCACAGAUUACUUUAAUAUUACAAAAUCACUCAAUGUAAUUAUUUUGGCUGUGCAUCUUUAAUGUAAAGUACAGACUUAUACAUGUACAUAUACCUAUAAAAUAUGUAUUUGGUGUAAGCAGUUUAGUUUUGGAAACGCCAGGACCGUUUGUUGACAAGGUUACCUAUAUGUGCACACAUAACGUACCUAUGCAUACAUGUACAUGUAGUAAUGUAAAUGUACAUGUAAGCUUAAACAGUCACAUGCAGGUCUGACUAAUUCGUGUCUUACAUU
This is a messenger RNA of Acanthaster planci (crown-of-thorns starfish), 1950 nucleotides long. RefSeq names its product bifunctional peptidase and (3S)-lysyl hydroxylase Jmjd7-like. The record is from RefSeq and is a predicted model, not a curated record. Gene Ontology annotation, molecular function: calcium ion binding. NCBI's taxonomy places the organism in Eukaryota, Metazoa, Echinodermata, Asteroidea, Valvatida, Acanthasteridae.